AUAAAGUCAAGUUUAGUAGAUGGUGCACAAUCUCUAAAUCCAAGUGAGAAGUUUAUACAGUCACGUAAACCGUCAUGUAAAGCCAAAAUAUUACAUAGCGCUCAAAAGAAGCUCAUGAAAUUUGCUAAAGGUGGUGAGAUAGAAAAAGAAAACGUUCCAAAAACUUCUAUGAUAAAAAAUUGG
Messenger RNA from Racocetra persica, 183 nucleotides. NCBI's taxonomy places the organism in Eukaryota, Fungi, Glomeromycota, Glomeromycetes, Diversisporales, Gigasporaceae. The record is from the annotation of a GenBank genome assembly.